Mya arenaria is the source of this 2222-nucleotide messenger RNA. Its product is annotated as heat shock 70 kDa protein 12B-like. The transcript has 6 exons. Gene Ontology annotation, molecular function: ATP-dependent protein folding chaperone; ATP binding. Bases 146 to 1927 code for a protein of 593 amino acids. NCBI's taxonomy places the organism in Eukaryota, Metazoa, Mollusca, Bivalvia, Myida, Myidae. The record is from RefSeq and is a predicted model, not a curated record.
GAAAGAACGUGUAUUUAGGUUGAGUUAUCUCUAUGAACUUAACAUUGAUAGCAUUGUCUCUAUCAUUUCUGACGAUUUUCAAACAGUUUCUAAAUGAAAUAAUAUACGUAACGUAUUAGAAAAUGGAAAUUAACUGCAUACGAGGAUGAGCUCAACUUGGGUCGACAAGAAGGCAGUGGUUGCCAUAGAUUUUGGGACAACCUUUUCCGGUUAUGCCUACUCACUCUCAGGCGACUACCGUGCUGAUGAGAAAACGGAGAAGAUUCAUACCCCCUAUUGGCCAACGGGGAGCGGUCCAAGCAUGAGUAAAACUCCAACAGUGUUACUUCUUAGUCCUGACAAAGGCUUUGUGGCAUUUGGUUACGAUGCAGAGUCGCGUUUUGCAGAGUUGGCCGAUGAUGAAGACAUUGAUGAAAGCAAAUACCACUAUUUCAAACAUUUUAAAAUGGAGUUAUAUUCAGACCAGAAGUGCAAGUCCAACAAUUUUCUUGGAGAAAUCAAAGACCAGAAAGGACGGAAAUUCAGAGCUGUUGACGUAUUUGCAAAAUCAAUUGAAUACAUGAAGAAGAGAGCCUACGAGACAAUUCACAACACAAGUGCAGUCGGAGAACAAGAUGUUUAUUUUGUGCUUACAUGUCCGGCUAUUUGGUCAGAUUGGUCAAAGCAAUUUAUGAGGGAAGCUGCCGAAAAGGCUGGAAUCUCUCACGAUCAUUUGAGAAUUGCUUUGGAACCCGAGUGCGCGGCCGUUUACAUGCACACCAAUAAACUUCCAACGCUCAGUGCAUCGUCCAGAGAGCUGUUUCCCAUGGCUGAUGGAGAUUGCUACUUCAUACUGGAUAUGGGUGGUGGUACUGUUGACAUAGCGGUGCACAAAAUAAACCGACAGGGAAAGUUUGAGGAAAUAAUGCAUCCAAACGGUGGUCCUUGGGGCGGCAUAAACAUCAACCUGAGAUUUGAACAAGCGCUCGUAGCAGUUUCAGGUGCGCCGACAUUUGAGCGAUUUCGAAAAGAAUGUACAAACGAAUAUCUUGAUUUGAUGAGAGAUUUCGAGAUAAAGAAACUUGCAUUUCCCAGCGAAAGUUCAAAUGUGGUUUACAUGAAGAUUCCAAGAGCUUACAUUGAUUGCCACACGGAAGAAAACAGUGAAGACUUUAAAAUGAGUUUGCGGGGUUUAGCACCGACUGCAAUAUUAGCUGGGUCAACUUUUAAAAACGGCAAACUCAAGAUAACCAACGAAAGAUUUGAAAUGUUAUUUCAGGACACUUUUAAACAUAUCAUUGGCAACGUGGGCCUGCUUCUAGAACGGUUACGUCAGAAGUAUAACGUGAAGACAAUAUUUUGCGUUGGUGGAUUUUCGGAUUGCAAGCUGCUUUCAAAGAAAAUCAAAGAUACCUUUCCCAACAAAACGGUUAUCAUCCCCUCUGAAGCCGUCGUCGCAAUAAUGAAAGGGGCAAUUAUCUAUGGCCGUGACGAAAGCAUCAUCCAGUCAAGAAUAAGCAAGUUCACAUAUGGGCUUGACUGGAACGAAGAUUUUGACCCAAAUAAGCACCCUGUUAGCAAGAAAGAAACAACAGAGGAUGGAGAAAUGUGCAAAGACAUUUUUCUGACCAUAGCUAAGAAAGGUGACUCCGUCCCGACCGACAUCCCGACUAAAUGUCUCAAAUCUUAUGUGAAAACAAGCAUACAGACGGCCAUGGAGUUCCCCUUCUACCGAACCGACACAAUAACACCACCGAGGUUCAUCGAUGAACCAGGCUGUGUUCUGGUUGGAUCCAUGUUGGUACCAAUACCUGACAUUGAAAAAGGCUUGGACAGAUGCGUGAAACUGGAGAUUUAUUUUGGGGCUACAGAGUUUAGGGCCAUUGCAAAAGUAAACGGAGGUGCUACACAUGAAGUCACAUUUAACCUCGAGGAAACACAGGUUUGAAUGCGUUACCGGAGACUGUUCUCAAUACCUGACGAAUCCCAACAACGCAAGGAAGCAACUGCAAGAAGUCAUUUUUAUGAUGUUAUGUUUAAUCUGCCGAACACCAGACACGGGUACAUUUAUUAAUGCUUUAUUGAAGAAAUCCGUCCGAUGGAAUUUUAUGCUCGUUUUGUUGCGUUUUGCGGCCACAAUUUACCACUCAAUUGAUUUAAUAAAUUAAAUUAGUUGUCAUUUUCAUGAGAUGAGUUGCCACCUGUAUGCGUGUAUAUUAAUUUGAAUUGAAAAUGUUCUCUGA